This is a messenger RNA of Puntigrus tetrazona (Sumatra barb), 1732 nucleotides long. RefSeq names its product tripartite motif-containing protein 16-like. NCBI's taxonomy places the organism in Eukaryota, Metazoa, Chordata, Actinopteri, Cypriniformes, Cyprinidae. The record is from RefSeq and is a predicted model, not a curated record. Gene Ontology annotation, molecular function: zinc ion binding; protein binding.
GGAUGAUGCACAAGAGAGUUUAAACAUGUCUCGGAGCAGUACAGCAAACCAAAGUCGUUACAGCACUCUGGAAAAACCCAGGCGGUCUGGAAGAUACAGCAGCUCCAGCGGCCGGAACAGCCUUAGAGAAGUACUGUGUGAUUUUUGCCUGGUUAAGAAGAACAAAGCAGUGAAGUCAUGUCUGACGUGCUUAACCUCAUUUUGUGAGACGCAUCUCCAGGCUCAUUAUGAGUAUCCAGCUCUCAUGAAGCACAAACUGGUGGCGGCAACUGGGCAACUGCGUGAGAAGAUCUGUGCAGAACAUGAUAAACUUUUAGAGGUUUUCUGCCGUUCUGACCAAGCAUGUGUAUGUGUUUUGUGUAUCAUGGAGGAACACAAAAAACAUGAUAUUGUUUCAGCCGCUGCUGAAAGGACAGAAAAGCAGAAACAGCUUGGGGCUACACUGAUGACUUCACAGCAGAAAAUUGAAGAAAGGAUAAAGAAAUGGCAAGACCUCAGGCAAGCAGUGGCAUCCCUAAAACAUUCAUCUCAGAGUGUACUAGAUGAAAAUGAGCGUAUUUUUGCGGAACUUCUGAGGGCACUAGAAAGGAGGCAUGGAGAAGUGAAGGAGAUUAUCCGAGCCCAGGAAACACUUCUGGUGAACCGUGCAGAGGGACACCUGGCCCGGCUGGAGGAGGAGAUUACAUUACUGAGAAAGAAACAUAAUGAUCUGGAGCAGCUGUCCCAAUCUGAUGACCAUAUUCAUUUCUUACAGAGCUGGCAGUCUCUUUCUGCCCCUUCUGGAUAUGAAGACUUGUCCAAGGUGACAUUAGCCCCACAUCACACUUUUGACAAUGCAAAGAAAGCCGUCUUUGAACUGAAAGUGCAAUUAGAAGACAUAAGCAAAGAAGAACUGAACAAAAUCUCAUCAGCAGGUGAGGUUAAAAUUCUCCAGACUCUGGACCCUGCAAAGGAGGAGUUUUUAGAAUAUUCCUGCCAGCUCUCGAUGGAUGCUUUAACAGCCCAUCCGAACCUGCACCUGUCAGACAGAAACACAGUUGUGCGGAUGAGCAACGAGCCGAGGCCGUACCCAGAGCAUCCCGAUCGCUUUGAAUACUGGCAGCAGGUUCUGUGUAAGGAGGGUCUAGCUGGCGGUCGCUACUACUGGGAAGUGGACUGGAGCGGCACAGAAAUAGACAUCGCUGUGACUUACAGGGGGAUUCAGAGGAAGAGAAACGACAAAGCCGGCAGCUUUGGGGGGAAUGACAAGUCUUGGAGUUUGUACUGCUCUGAAUCCAAGUACUCUUUUGUACAUAACAGCAAGAGCACAACUAUACCUGUCCCCAAAUCCACCAGGAUAGGGGUGUAUGUAGACUACGAGGCAGGAACAGUGGCAUUUUACAGUGUGUCUGACACCAUGAAGCUCUUGCACAAGGUUCAGACUAAGUUCACUGAGCCUCUCUACGCUGGUCUCGGAGUCUGGGGAUACGGGAGUACAGUGCGGCUGUAAUGCAUAAUGCACAAUGAAAAUAAUGUAUUCCAUUACAUAUCUGAAAGGAUUCUAAUCAAUUUAAAAAAUGCAUGAUUCUUUGUAAUGGCCUUCUGCUCUAAUUCAAAACACAUCCACCAGAUGGAGACAUUCCAAACUUUAAGUGAGACUUAUCAGACUUUUUUUCUGUUCUGUUUAGUAUUAUGUAUUGUGUUUUAUUUGACACAUUAACGCAUUUAAAAUGUAUUAAAGUAAUUGAUAUGA